UGCCUGCCUUUGAGAGCCCUUUCCCUCCAGCCAAGCCUGCUCGCAGGUGGCCAUGACCUCAGUGCCCACUGGAACCCCUGGGGACCCCGAUUUGCUUUCUGGGCUGCCGCCAGCCAGCUCCACUCCAGCCAACCAGAGCGCAGAGGCCUCGGAGGGCAAUGGGUCCGUGACCAUUCCCCGCGCUGCAGCAAUCACACCCUUCCAGAGCCUGCAGCUGGUGCACCAGCUGAAAGGUCUGAUCGUGAUGCUGUACAGUAUCGUGGUGGUCGUGGGGCUGGUGGGCAAUUGCCUGCUUGUGCUGGUGAUCGCGCGAGUGCGCCGGCUGCACAAUGUGACCAACUUCCUCAUCGGCAACCUGGCCUUGUCCGACGUGCUCAUGUGCGCAGCCUGCGUACCGCUUACGCUGGCCUAUGCCUUUGAGCCUCGCGGCUGGGUGUUCGGUGGAGGCUUGUGCCACCUGGUUUUCUUCCUGCAACCGGUCACCGUCUAUGUAUCUGUGUUCACACUCACCACAAUUGCUUUGGACCGCUAUGUCGUUCUGGUGCACCCGCUACGUCGGCGCAUCUCGCUGAGGCUCAGCGCCUACGCGGUGCUGGGCAUUUGGGCGCUAUCCGCAGUGCUGGCGCUGCCGGCCGCGGUCCACACCUACCAUGUGGAGCUCAAGCCCCACGACGUACGCCUCUGCGAGGAGUUCUGGGGCUCGCAGGAGCGUCAGCGCCAGCUCUAUGCCUGGGGACUGCUGUUGGGCACCUAUUUGCUCCCUCUGCUGGCCAUUCUCCUGUCCUACGUCCGGGUGUCAGUGAAGCUGCGGAACCGUGUGGUGCCUGGCAGCGUGACCCAGAGCCAAGCCGACUGGGACCGGGCACGUCGCCGCCGGACCUUCUGCCUGCUGGUGGUGGUGGUGGUGGUGUUCGCUGUCUGCUGGCUGCCGCUGCACGUCUUCAACCUUCUUCGGGACCUGGACCCUCGUGCCAUCGACCCCUACGCAUUCGGGCUGGUGCAGCUCCUCUGUCACUGGCUCGCCAUGAGCUCAGCCUGCUACAAUCCCUUUAUCUACGCCUGGCUGCACGACAGCUUCCGGGAGGAGCUGCGCAAGAUGCUGCUCUCCUGGCCCCGAAAGAUUGUGCCCCAUGGCCAGAGCAUGACCGUCAGCGUGGUCAUUUGAUGUCACCUUGCUAGGCCUGAGCUGGGGAGCUUCAUAUCCCUUAGUCCCAUGUGAGACCUAUUCCCAGCACCAGAGUUAAGUCAACA
Molecule: messenger RNA, 1251 nt
Organism: Phodopus roborovskii (desert hamster)
Lineage: Eukaryota; Metazoa; Chordata; Mammalia; Rodentia; Cricetidae
Gene: Prlhr
Product: prolactin releasing hormone receptor
Exons: 2
Coding region: 53-1165 (370 amino acids)
Biological process (GO): G protein-coupled receptor signaling pathway
Cellular component (GO): neuron projection; plasma membrane
Molecular function (GO): neuropeptide binding; neuropeptide Y receptor activity
Source: RefSeq, a predicted model, not a curated record